Molecule: messenger RNA, 1950 nt
Organism: Adineta steineri
Lineage: Eukaryota; Metazoa; Rotifera; Eurotatoria; Adinetida; Adinetidae
Source: the annotation of a GenBank genome assembly
AUGUUCAUCUAUUUGAUUUUUGCUUCAUUUUUUUUCUUCAAUAGUCUUGUAAUUGAAACGGCUCUUGUUGAAUAUGAUUUCAUUGUUCGUACUAUACCAUCAAAUCCAGAUGGUUAUCCUCGACCUGUAAUUAUAAUGCAUAAUGCAAAUUCAUCAUGGGAUGUCAAUCGACCAUUUCCUGGUCCACUUAUUCGGGCGAAAUUGGGUGAUACACUUCGUAUUCAAAUCACUAAUAUGAUGCGUGAUCAAGCAACAUCAAUUCAUUUUCAUGGCCUUCAUAUGUUUAAAAACCCAUGGGCCGAUGGGACGGAACAUAUAACCCAAUGCCCUAUUGCACCACAUCAAACGUUCAUAUACGAAUUUGAAGUGACACAAACAGGAACGUUUUGGUAUCAUUCACAUAAUGCACAACAAUAUGCUGAUGGUCUUGUAGGACCAAUUAUAUUCGAUCAUGAUCCUAUUGAACAGCGAUACAAUUAUGGAUCAAAUGAUUAUGUUAUUAUGCUUCAAGAAUGGUAUCAUGAAACUUGGUCCGACUUGAUGACAGCAUAUCAAGGUCCUCAUGGUGCCUAUCCAGGUAGUAUUCCAAUCUAUCCAUGGCCUCCAACUUCCUUUCUGAUUAAUGGACAUGGACAAUUCAAUUGUCGUACAUCCGAUUGUAAUGAAAAUGCUACAUGGAGAGAUGAAUGUGGAACAGAAUAUCCUGUUCAAUGCGUUCCUCUACGAACACCAUUUCUUGGUCCAUGCAAACAAAAUGCACAUCCUAUCGAUGAAUUUAUAUGUCCAUCUGGGAAACAAAUUCGUUUACGACUAAUUAAUGCUGCCAGUGGUAUUCCUUUUCGUUUUGAAAUCGAUCAACACAGUCUUACAAUUGUUGCACGAGACAGUAUUGAGAUUUCACCAAUUACUGUUUCUCAUCUUCAUAUACCUAUUGGACAACGACUUGAUGUGAUUGUCACAUGCAAUCAAAAUCCAUCAAAAUAUACAAUACUCAUUGCUAGUCGAAGUAGUUUUCAGCCUCCACAUAUCAUAACUGGGCCAACGCCAACAAUGUGGGCAACAGCAUUACUUACUUAUCCAGAAUCUAAAGCCAAAAAUAUUCAUUCGAUCAAUAUAUCCGAAAUAUUGCGUGUUGACUCGGAUAAUCCAUUCUUUGAAUAUCAAUCAUUGAAACCAUUUGUAUCUCGUUUUGCUCGGCCAGCUAUUCGACGAAUAACACUCUCUUUCGUCUGCCAUUGGAAUAAUCGAUUAGGAAUCGAUGCUUUAGAGGAAUGGGCUGUCAAUAACAUCACUUUCGAACCACCAAAAGAACCUCUUCUUCAAGGAAAUUUUCUUGAUAACACACUUGAUCAUGUUAUUGCAGAUGAAUAUCCUGGUCAUGUCAAUAAUAUUCAUGCUACUCACAUACAUCAUUUUGAAUACGGUCAAACAUAUGAAGUACUUAUGAUUAAUAAUGAUCCUCAGCAACAUCCAUGGCAUCUUCAUGGAUAUUCAGUUGAUUUUAUUGCUGCUGGAAAAUUACCACAUGUUCAACCAUUAACAUGUAAACAAACUCAACGACGACAAAUCAAUGAAUUUGAUCUUGAUUCAAUACUACCACUACUUAAUUCUACACCACCUGUUCUCACUGUUGGUGAUUCAUUUAGUAUUCCGCGAGAAAGCUAUAUUCUUUUUCGAUUCACAGCGAAUAAUCCAGGUCCAUGGUUUUUUCAUUGUCAUAUGGAUUGGCAUAUAUCGCCAGGUAUGGCUCUUGUCUUCUCUGUCGGACAAAAUGGAAAAUAUAAAGGAUUAAUUACACCACCACCAUCAAACAACUUUCCAAUGUGUGGACCAAGAUCUAACUUAAAAUACAAUUCAAGUACAUUAUUAUUCUCCUCGUCCACUACACCUAAACUAAAAAUCUCUCUAUUGAUUAUUAUUAUUCUUCAGACAUACUAUCGAACAUUGUAA